Molecule: messenger RNA, 550 nt
Organism: Coregonus sp. 'balchen'
Lineage: Eukaryota; Metazoa; Chordata; Actinopteri; Salmoniformes; Salmonidae
Source: the annotation of a GenBank genome assembly
UGUUUCAGGACACUGUGCUGCAAAGGACCGCCCUCUCCCAGACCUGAGUAUGACCUGGUGUGUAUUGGACUCACCGGCUCAGGGAAGACCAGUCUACUGUCCAGACUCUGCAGUGAAGCCACAGACAACAUCGGGCCAACCACGGGUGAGACUCGCUUCACCAGAAGAAAUCACUUUUCAAGUCCAAAUGCUCCUUACACAGAUAGGCCUAUACCACGUUUUUUUGCAGUACAACAUUCAAGUAUACCAUGCACUGAAACAUUUAACCAUCAGUAGUUAAGUGGUGAGCAUUCAGACAUCUUCCCUACCUGCUGAAAGAACAGGAUAUAAGCCUUUCCCAACACAUGUGCAUGUGCUUUAGGCCUACAUGUGCUGAAUACAUGUGCUUUCUCUUGCCGCUUAUUAAGCAAGGUCUGCCAUAUCUCCCCGUGUGAAGCUUUACAUGUCAUUCUCUUUUCUAGGUUUUAGCAUCAAAGCUGUUCCAUUCCAGAAUGCCGUUCUAAACGUGAAGGAACUCGGAGGUAAUUCCUUCACCUAUUUUCGUUCGUGA